AUGCUAACCGGAUCAUCUGAAACAGUCAAACAAUCCACAGCCACCACCAGGUCAGACUUAGCUGCGAGAAACCCUAUCCCUGCCAUGAAAACGGGUCCGAACAAAAAACCAUCGAAGUUGUACGAGCGGCAGAGCAAUCUGAAGAACUUCAAAAUCAAUCGGUUGGCUCCUGGAUUUACAAACGGCGGAGGGUUCUCCGGAUCCCCACGGAAUCCCAACGCGCCGGAGAUUAUGUCCCCAAUUCUUCUUGAUUUUCCGUGGUUGGUGCUUAGUCCAAUCACACCUCUUCUUUCUGAUCCAUUUAAUAGGUCUCCGACGAAUGAUUGUUCCCUAAAUUUGGAUGUUGAGGCUGAAGAAAAGGCAAUUGCAGAGAAAGGAUUUUACUUACAUCCGUUGCCGGCGACUACUCUGAGGAUGGAGGGUUAUAUGUUUCGAUCGAUCGAGAGAGAGAGAGAUUAA
This is a messenger RNA of Lactuca saligna, 459 nucleotides long. Lineage: Eukaryota; Viridiplantae; Streptophyta; Magnoliopsida; Asterales; Asteraceae. The record is from the annotation of a GenBank genome assembly.